Molecule: messenger RNA, 2489 nt
Organism: Sorghum bicolor (sorghum)
Lineage: Eukaryota; Viridiplantae; Streptophyta; Magnoliopsida; Poales; Poaceae
Product: scarecrow-like protein 1
Exons: 4
Coding region: 443-2134 (563 amino acids)
Biological process (GO): regulation of DNA-templated transcription
Cellular component (GO): nucleus
Molecular function (GO): sequence-specific DNA binding; DNA-binding transcription factor activity
Source: RefSeq, a predicted model, not a curated record
AGCAAAAGUUUGGUCGGUACAGGGGCUAGAGUAGUAGGCUAGCCUACUUGCCGCGUCACGCCCGACGUACAGGCAGCCUUCGUUAUACCCGCCCCCAACAACCCACGCGCGGCGCCCACCGUUUCUGCCCUCGUCGUCUCCCCACCUCGCUCGGCUCCUCUUCUUCGCCUGUUCUGCUCCGCGCCCUCACCCUCCGCAGCCAGUUUGCUCGCUCGCUCGCCGCCGCGCGCUGAGCCUUCUCCACCCUUCUUCCUCCAAGUCCUCCGCAGAUUGGACCGCGGCCCGCUGCUGCCCCGUCGGCGGCCCCCCGCACCGCCCCGAUCAUAUCCUCGCAGGUGAAUUGUUCAGGCUGAAUUAAUCGGUGGAAGCUGUGCAUUGGCUGUUUUUAUCUCAGAUCAUAGUGAUAAAUUGACCUGAGAGACUGAGAUUUGUGAGAGAAGUAAUGUCUUUCGUUAGGCAAGCAGACCCAUCAACAUCCUGUGCGGAGACCACUUACAUCCACAAAUUUGUGCCACCAGGAUCAGUUUUCCCAGCACAAAGAUUUGUCUCUGGCACCGACUUGGUUCACUACGGACCUCAACCAUAUAAUGCUGAGGGCUACAAACAGUCUGCUUUCAAUGGGACAGUACCUCAUGAAUUUCAGAACUUUUACAGUACUGAUAGCUAUGCUGAAUCUCACUUUAAUGAAGCAACAUAUUCUCCAGCAAUCUCCAAUAUAUCUCAGCAGAACUCUCAAUCUUUAUCAGACAAUCAGACCUCUGAUCUUGAAGUAGAGUUUGAUGAGGAUGAGAUGAGACUGAAGCUUCAGGAGCUUGAGCAUGCUUUACUCGAUGAUGGCGAUGAGAUCUUUUCUGACUUCUCAGGGAGCAUUAUCGAUGAGUGGAAUGAUAGCAUUAAGAAAAACAAUGAAUGGAGCAAUACCAUGAAGGAUAUUGUGAGUCCAGACUCUCCAAAAGAGUCAUCACCUGAGUCAAGCCUCUGCUGUCUUGACAGCAAUAUUGGAGAAGCGCGGCACCCAAAACAGUUGCUUUUUGACUGUGCAGAAGCAAUAUCUGAAUGUAGCAUCGAUGAAGCACAAUCAAUCAUAACAGAACUACGACAGAAGGUAGCAAUUCAAGGAGACCCUUCUCAGAGAAUUGCAGCCUAUCUUGUGGAGGGCCUUGCUGCCGCAAUACAGUCUUCAGGAAAGGGGAUCUAUAGGGCCCUGAGGUGCAAGGAGGCCCCUACUCUGUACCAGCUUUCAGCUAUGCAGAUCCUCUUUGAAAUCUGCCCAUGCUUCAGGCUAGGCUUCAUGGCUGCUAACUAUGCUAUUCUCGAAGCCUGCAAAGGCGAAGAGGUUGUGCACAUCAUUGACUUUGACAUCAACCAGGGUAGCCAGUAUAUAACUCUUAUCCAGUCCCUAAGAAAUAACAGUAACAAGCCACGCCUUUUGAGGAUAACUGGUGUUGAUGAUCCAGAGUCAGUGCACAGAGCUGUUGGAGGGCUGAAGGUUGUUGGGCAGCGACUAGAGAAGCUUGCAGAGGACUGUGAGGUACCAUUUGAGUUCAGGGCAGUGGCUGCUAACACUGAGGAUGUGACACCUGGAAUGCUAGAUUGCCGUCCUGGAGAGGCCCUCAUUGUUAACUUUGCAUUCCUGCUGCACCACCUUCCUGAUGAAAGCGUCUCAAUUGUGAACCAAAGGGAUCAGCUUCUCCGUAUGGUGAAGGGUCUUCAACCAAAACUAGUGACGUUGGUGGAGCAGGAUGCAAAUACUAACACCACCCCAUUCCUUGCCAGGUUCCGGGAGGUCUAUGACUACUAUUCGGCACUUUUUGAUUCACUGGAUGCAACCCUUCCGAGGGAAAGCCCGGAUAGAAUGAAUGUGGAGCGCCAGUGCCUCGCACGAGAAAUCGUCAACAUCUUAGCUUGUGAAGGUCCUGACCGUGUGGAAAGGUAUGAAGUGGCUGGGAAAUGGAGAGCUAGGAUGGCAAUGGCUGGCUUUGCGCCGUGCCCAUUUAGCAGCAACGUGAUCAAUGGCAUAAGAUCUCUACUGAAAUCGUCGUACUGCGAUAAGUACAGGUUCGAGAAGGUCCACGAUGGCCUCCAUUUUGGCUGGGGCGACAAGACGCUCGUCUUCUCGUCGGCGUGGCAAUAGAAGCUUGCGUUGCAUAUCUUAGCACUGCCAGCGUUUUAGGAGCAUCUGGUGCAAGGGCUGUAAAGAGAUUUCUGUCACCGUAUUGUUGACCUAUCAUAUAUACUCGUACCUAACCUUAGCGUGCUGCCUGUAGCCUUAUGAGGUUGUAUAUUGUGUAUUGUACACCUUGGUGUAGAGUCACCGUGGUGUAUCUAAUUUUGCCCUUCUUUUGGAGGGGUAGAAUCGCAAUAUGUCGACAUUGUUUCGUGUAUAAAGUACUGGAUGAUGAUGCUCUUGUCGCAAAAAAGAUGGGAUAAAAUAACAAAGAUUCGUCAGUCCGGUGCAUGGCUAUAUAUUCAAGGAGGAUUAUUCAUGA